This is a messenger RNA of Verticillium nonalfalfae, 2157 nucleotides long. It is a transcript of the gene NRC2, whose product is annotated as serine/threonine protein kinase, AGC. Gene Ontology annotation, molecular function: protein serine/threonine kinase activity; ATP binding. Gene Ontology annotation, cellular component: plasma membrane; mitotic spindle; cytoplasm. Gene Ontology annotation, biological process: attachment of spindle microtubules to kinetochore; protein phosphorylation. Bases 1 to 2157 code for a protein of 718 amino acids. NCBI's taxonomy places the organism in Eukaryota, Fungi, Ascomycota, Sordariomycetes, Glomerellales, Plectosphaerellaceae. The transcript is spliced from 6 exons. The record is from RefSeq and is a predicted model, not a curated record.
AUGCCUGCCUCCAAACCCCAGAAUGGGAGCACGACCAACCAAUUCAACCAGAGGCUAAAGAACCUCUUCCGGAUCAACGCCAAUGGUGCCAGCAAAGAUAGCGAGAAGACAAAAGACAAGGACGCCGACAAGACAUUUGCACAAGAAAGCCCUCCCGCCAAACCCGAGAAGUCAUCCAUCCGUAACACGUCGUUCUUCAAAACCACCGUCGGUCGCCUGAGAACCAACACGUCCGCCAGCGAGGGCAACCCGCUCGACGAGGCCCUCAGUCCGACAGCCCACGCGAACCCCUACUUUGCCCACCAAGGCCAGCCUGGCCUGCGUCACCACAAUGAGGGCUCCGUGCCACCGAGCCCGCCUGACACACCGAGCUUCAAGGCCGAAUCGACCAACGGCGGCCCCGACAAGCACGCCACCAACGCAGGCCGGGAAGAGCUGGCGAGGAAGCUUAGAAGGGUUGCCAGCGCCCCGAACGCCCAGGGUCUCUUCUCCAAGGCUGCCAAGGGAAAGGGCAGCGACGAGCGUCCCGCCACGGCCGAGCUAGGCAAAGACCCGGUCGUCGUUCACAAGGACUCUGGUACUCUCGAGCUUGUCAACUCGUCCGACCUGAAGGCCGUCUCCACCGUCGGCAGCACGUCGACAUCAUCCAACCCAGAUAAGGACGUUCUCGCCGGCCUGCCGCCGCCGAACAGGACCGCGCUAGCAUUCAGGCGGACGUACAGCUCCAACUCGAUCAAGGUCCGCGACGUCGAGGUUGGGCCUCAGAGCUUUGAUAAGAUAAAGCUCAUCGGCAAGGGAGAUGUGGGCAAGGUCUACCUGGUACGGGAGAAGAAGAGCACGCGGUUGUAUGCCAUGAAAGUCCUGAGCAAGAAGGAGAUGAUCAAGCGCAACAAGAUCAAACGAGCCCUGGCCGAGCAGGAGAUCCUGGCUACGAGCAACCACCCCUUCAUCGUUACUCUAUACCAUUCCUUCCAGUCGGAGGACUACCUCUACCUGUGCAUGGAAUACUGCAGCGGUGGAGAGUUCUUCCGUGCGCUGCAGACACGGCCAGGCAAAUGCAUUCCUGAGGAGGAUGCCCGGUUCUACGCUGCCGAGGUCACGGCUGCUCUAGAGUACCUUCAUUUGAUGGGUUUCAUUUACCGCGACUUGAAGCCAGAGAAUAUUCUCCUCCACCAGUCGGGUCAUAUCAUGCUGUCAGACUUUGAUUUGUCCAAGCAGUCUGAUCCUGGCGGUAAGCCGACCAUGAUCAUUGGAAAGAAUGGCAGCACCAAAGAAGCGUCCCUCCACAUUGACACGAGAUCAUGCAUCGCCAACUUCCGCACCAACUCAUUCGUGGGUACGGAGGAGUACAUCGCGCCAGAGGUGAUUAAGGGCAGCGGCCACACGAGUGCGGUGGAUUGGUGGACACUGGGUAUUCUCAUUUAUGAGAUGCUUUACGGCACAACGCCCUUCAAGGGAAAGAACAGGAACGGGACGUUCGCCAAUAUCCUUAGGGAGGAUAUCCCGUUCCCAGACACUGCUGGCACGCCGCAAAUUUCCACUCUUUGCAAGUCUUUGAUCCGGAAGCUGUUGAUCAAGGAUGAAAACCGAAGACUCGGCGCCAAAGCUGGCGCUUCUGACAUCAAGGCGCACCAGUUCUUCCGCACUACGCAAUGGGCCCUGAUUCGACACAUGAAGCCGCCUAUUGUACCCAACCAGGGCCGCGGUAUUGACACGGUCAAUUUCCGCAACGUCAAGGAAAGCGAGAGUGUCGAUUUUGUUACAUCAACCGCGGGGUCCGCGCCAAACUUCCCUGUGCAGCGCGUUCCCGAGGAGCCCAUCGCGUUCAAAGCCACCAGUCUGCCGCCUCUUCCCAGGCUGACCGCUCCGACUUGCGCCAUGGAACAGUCCCGCGACGCCCACCUGCUGGCGCAGCAGCCCGAUCUCUCGCCUCUGGAACAGGAGGUUCUGGAAGAAUAUGAGCGGCUAGCGGAGAAUAUGAAAAAGCUGGCGUCCGUAUUGGACAAUAUGAGUGGCCUGCCGAGUACCGAGAUCCUCGACGGGCUGAGGGAGCUGGAGCGCAAGACGAGUCUGGUGUUCACGCUGUUGAAGGCGAGCGUGUAUAGCAUUGUGCUACAGCAGGAGAUUGAUUGGGGCGGCCAGCACGAGGAGAACUAG